Messenger RNA from Closterium sp. Naga37s-1, 1188 nucleotides. The record is from the annotation of a GenBank genome assembly. NCBI's taxonomy places the organism in Eukaryota, Viridiplantae, Streptophyta, Zygnematophyceae, Desmidiales, Closteriaceae.
AUGGCGGACCACCCAGACGCCAUUGAACAAAAUGGUGACCACGGCGAUGAAGCCGAUCGUCGUGCGCCUGUUGAUCUGUCCGCUCCUGUUACCGGACUGGAUCUGCUGUUCUCCAAUUUAGCAGCAGUUGAUAACCAUGGAAAGGCGCUGCCCGUCGAUAUUCCAUUUGAACCCAUCGACGAGCCUCUGUGUCCCUCCCCUACUGCGCCCGUGUUGGAGCAAGACAGCUCCAACCCUUCAGUUGAAGACACUGCGGCGGUACCAGUGGCUAAGAAGUCCGCCAGGGAGGCGCUCGCAGCAAAGGACGCCGCUGAGUCACUCCCCGAGUUCGCCAUGGUGGACGCCCUGCUCCGCCAAGUGGCCGAGCAUUUGGGGCGUUCUGGCCCGUGGCAUCAACGGUUUAUUGGCCUGGAGGAGGUCUUCACGAGAACUAACCUGGAGCUACAAGGGAUCCACGACGUCCGCUGGCUCUCCCAGGGUGACGCCAUUCUGCGCGCGGUAGAGGUCUUCCCCGCGCUGAUCGUGAUGCUGUAUGAGUGGGACAGCAGCCUGUACGAGCUUGCCACCAGCUACAUGUUUCACUUUCUGUUAUACUUCCUUGCAGACGUGCUCGAGCAGCUCAAUGUGCUGAACAGGGCAUUCCAGCAGCGUGAGCUGGACAUUGCAAGUGUCCACGGGCAGAUCCGCCGGUCUAUUUCAUUCCUCGAGUCCCGCUACGUCGACUGUGGUGAUGACUUUGGAGGCGGGGUGAGCGCGCGCCUCUCCCCGUUCAUCAAGAAGCACGGGCCUGAGGGGGGAAAUCCCAAGACGCUCGUGCGAAACCUCAGCACACGCUUCAAGGACCUGGACUCCCUGGUGGGAGUGCGGCUGUUCAUGCCUGACAAGUGGGAGCCGGGGAGAGCGGAGCGCCACAGGCAGUGUCUCGAGUGGCUCGAGUCUCUCGUGAGGCUGUUCAAGGCACAGGACACGGACUACAUCAUUCCAGGGGUCGACAAGUGGCGUGCGAUCAAGGAGUUGCGUGCCUUCUGCCCCAUCCUCGCAGGGAAUGUGGCGGCACCACCAGCAAGAGAGGGGGAGGGCAGUGGUAGCAAGGGAAAGGUGGCCCUAGAGGAGGAGGAGUUGGAAGAAGGAGAGGCGCCGGGAAGAGAUGAUGAUGACAGGCAAGCAUCAUCUGAUGAUGAUUACUGA